UCCCUUUCCCUCCUCGCCCUCAAACUUCGAAAUCGGUGAAUAUAAAAUGAGCAAAUCAUGCACCACAGGCAUCGCUUCUCUCGGCAUUCAACAAUGAAGGCUUUUGUGUCCGCCAUUGCUGUACUCCUCCUGUCCACGGCUGCCCUGGCGGAGGAGGAGAAGAAAGAAAAAGUCGAAGGCCGUGGUCUUGUUGGCGGAGGUUGUUCCUGUCCCUGCGCAGGCGGUAGCUAUGGAUCCAGCUUCGGAACAGGGUAUGGCACAGGUGCUGGGUACGGCAAAGGUGCUGGGUAUGGCGCAGGUGUUGGGUCCGGCGCAGGUGUUGGACUCGGCACAGGUGUUGGACUAGGCACAGGUGUUGGACUCGGAGGAGCCGGAGGAGUCGGAGGAGUCGGUGUUAAGCCUCUUGUUGGAGGUGCUGGAGGAGUCGGAGCUGUCGGCGUGAAGCCUGUUGUUGGAGGUGCUGGACUCGCUGGAGGACUUGCUGGUGCUGGUGCUCCAUUGGUCGCUGGAUCUGGCCUUGGCGUCGGUGGCGGUUACGGUGGUGGGCUUGGCCAUGGAGUCGGUGGCGGUUACGGUGGUGGGCUUGGCCAUGGAGUCGGAGGUUUUGGAGGAGGAUCUUCUGGUUUCUCUGGAUUCCAGCAAGGAGGCGGCUUCAAGCAGGGCUCUGGGGCUCAAGGAGCCCACCAAGGAAACUUCGCGUACAACACGGGCGAAUCUAGCAAUAAGGCUUACGGACACAGCGAUGCGUACGGUGACAAGAAGAGCUUCGGCUUGAGCUCGAGCGAAGGCUUCAACAGAGCUGAAGGACAGGGAAGUCACGGAAGCAGCUUCAACAAGGCUGCCGGCGGUUCGGGCGCUUCCAGUCACAGCUCUGGACAAUCCACAAAGGUUUUAGGAGGAGGAUUACCAGUAAUCCCAAAGCGGGACGCACAUAGUGACGUCCCGUUGGGGAGGCUGGUUGAAGUCUAUGACGACCAAGGUAGUGAUGUUCAUCCCGUCGAUGAAACUAUACCACACAUGCAGCAGAAGACGUGGAGAAACACCUUUGAUUCCUCCUCCGUUGCUCGUCGAUCUCUUCCACCGGCCGACUCGGUCAUGGCAAGCAAAGUUACCCUCGCUGUCGUGCUCUUUGCAUUGUUCGCCCUCACCUACGCUGAGGAACCAGCAAAGGACGUUGCUGAGAAACCAGCAAAGGAAGCAGCCAAACCAGAGGAAGGCAAAAAGGAUGAUGUAGAGGGUCGCAUUGGAUUCGGUGGCUACGGUGGCCUUGGGGGCGGCAGCUCCUUCGGAUCCGGCUUCAACCGUCAAGGGUUCAACACCAACCGCGGUGGAUACAAUCAGGGCAGCGGAGGAUUCCAGCGCGAUAACCGCUACAACAACGUUCAGGGAUUCAGGAACCGCGACGGCUACAGAACGAACCAGGGUUUCGACGUAAGCGAUUUCAACCGUUAUGGAUCUGGAGGAUCUCGCUUCAACACUGGCUACAACCAAGGAGCUGGUGGCGGAUACAACCAAUACGGGCAGCAGGGCGGAUUCCUCGGCUAAUUAGCCAUGAAGUGACCAAAAAUUCCAGGGAAGACAACCCGGACGCCACCCGGACGACAUGAUUUACAUUUCACCGACACAGUCAUUUUUGGAAACAUCUGUUACAGAAUUUGUAAAUAAUGCUGCCAGCUAAAUAAAUAUUUAUUAGUAGAAACAAA
Molecule: messenger RNA, 1703 nt
Organism: Ornithodoros turicata
Lineage: Eukaryota; Metazoa; Arthropoda; Arachnida; Ixodida; Argasidae
Exons: 6
Coding region: 58-1545 (495 amino acids)
Source: RefSeq, a predicted model, not a curated record